Molecule: messenger RNA, 1623 nt
Organism: Manacus vitellinus (golden-collared manakin)
Lineage: Eukaryota; Metazoa; Chordata; Aves; Passeriformes; Pipridae
Gene: NPM1
Product: nucleophosmin 1
Exons: 12
Biological process (GO): ribosomal small subunit biogenesis; regulation of centrosome duplication; ribosomal large subunit export from nucleus
Cellular component (GO): nucleoplasm; centrosome; cytoplasm
Molecular function (GO): chromatin binding; RNA binding; histone binding
Source: RefSeq, a predicted model, not a curated record
GCUCGCCCCCUCGGCGUCCCCCGCGGCCACGGCCACCCCGGGCGCGCGGCGACCCCCUCCGCGCGGCGCAGGGGCCGGUGCGGGGGGGAGCCGGCUGGGCGUGGCCGAACUCCCGGGAUCGUCGUCGAGAAGCUCGGCGGGCCAUAUAUCAGCGCGGGGGCGGAGCGGGUAACGUGCCCGCAGCACGCCCGGGCCCCAGCGUUCCCCGAGGCCCGAGGCGGCAGGGCCCCGCAUGUGACCGCGGCCUGUGCGCGGCCGAGCGCGGCCCUAUGGUGGGUGGGUUGGGGGGGAUGGGUCCGGCCGGGCCAGUUCCCGCAGCGAAGCGCACGUAAGGUGCGGAAGCCGCACGUGGCGCGGCCCGUUCCCUUUGAUGCCCGCGUUGUUCCCGCUUUGUUCCGCGUGUACUUCCGCUACCGUUGCCGAUUAGCAAAUACUUGCUUAUUAAAUAAAACAGGAGGCUUAUACUUAAAUUGUCUUUUCGCAGGUUGUGAACUUAAAGCAGAUAAGGAGUAUCAGUUCAAAGUAGACGAUGAAGAAAAUGAGCACCAGUUGUCUCUGAGAACGGUUACUUUAGGUGCUGGAGCCAAAGACGAAUUACACGUUGUAGAAGCAGAAGCACUGGACUAUGAAGGCAACCCUACUAAAGUAGUGCUGGCAUCCCUGAAAAUGUCAGUGCAGCCUACGGUUUCGUUAGGGGGCUUUGAGAUCACACCGCCCGUGGUGCUGAGGUUGAAAUGCGGUUCAGGGCCUGUUUAUGUCAGCGGGCAGCACCUCGUAGCAUUAGAAGAAGAACCAGAAUCAGAUGAGGAAGAAGAUGAUGCAAAAAUUGUGAACGCUUCAACGAAGAGACCAGCAAGUGGAGGAGGAGCUAAAACACCACAGAAAAAACCAAAAUUAUCAGAAGAUGAUGAGGAUGAUGAUGAAGAUGAGGAUGAUGAUGAUGAUGAUGAGGAUGACUUAGAGGAUGAUGAGGAAGAAAUUAAACCACCAGUGAAGAAACCAGUCCGUGAGGUUUCAGGAAAAAGUAUGCAGAAAGCAAAGCAAAAUGGAAAAGACUCUAAGCCGUCCACACCAGCAUCUAAAUCAAAAACUCCAGAUUCCAAGAAGGAUAAAACUCUAACUCCAAAAACACCAAAAGUCCCUCUGUCAUUAGAGGAGAUUAAAGCGAAAAUGCAAGCAUCUGUAGAUAAGGGUACUAUCCUGCCUAAGCUGGAACCCAAAUUUGCCAACUACGUUAAGAAUUGCUUCAGGACGGAGGACCAGAAGGUCAUUCAAGCUCUCUGGCAGUGGAGACAGACUCUGUAAGAAAAGAAAACAGUUUAAACAGUUCAUUAAAAUCUGCAGUCUUACUUCUGUAACCAUUAUUUGGCUGUUCUUUUUACAAAUGCUGAAAGAGCUUUCCCUCCUGUGUCUGAUAAAUGUCAUCCAGAUUACCUUGCCAAGAAUGUGUUGUCCAAAAUGCCUGUUUAGUUUUUAAAGACGGGACUCCACCCUCAGCUUCAUUUUAAGUAUGUAUGGAAUGUUUUGAUAAGGCAUGGUGGUGGUGGUGGUCAGACAAAUGGAAAUGGUGGGGAGACUAAAUGUAUGUGGAAAAAGAAUAAAAUUUAGUAUUUUAAUAAAGUA